GGAGCGGUCUGCUCUUCCUCAUCAGACUCCUUGUAACCCUCCGUGCUGGAGGAGCGAGGAGGAACCUCUCCUCUGUUUGUUUAGCCCUCUCUCUGCGGACGCACGGAUAAUACCACACCACGGCUGGGAAGAUGUUUUUUCUGCUGCUGCUGCUGCUGCAUAUGCUUACCCUUUACACUCUGAGCGUCUUUAGCGGAGCAUCCGCCGCUACUCACUAUAAUUGCAAUGGUCCUCUGGUAGCCACCUUGCCCUAUUCAUCCUUUCAGAGCUCCUCUCAGUCCUCGGUCAGUUAUGCUGCCUACAAUGCCAAGCUCAACAGAAGAGAUGGGGCGGGAGGCUGGUCUCCCAUGGUGACCGACCAAGAGCCCUGGCUCCAGGUGGACCUCAGAGAGCAGAUGGAGGUGACGGCUGUGGCCACGCAGGGUCGGUAUGACAGCUGGGACUGGGUCAGCAGUUACUUGCUUCUCUACAGUGACACAGGCCGGGCCUGGAAACAGUACAGGCAUGAGGACGGUGUAGGGAGAUUUGUCGGGAACGUGAAUUCAGAGGCCGUUGUCCAGAACAAGCUGUCCCACCCAGUGAGGACACGUUUCCUGCGUUUCAUCCCUCGCGACUGGAACCCCAGUGGCUGGAUGGGCCUAAGAGUGGAGGUGUACGGCUGCUCCUACAAGUCAUACGUGGCAGACUUUGACGGCAGAAGCUCCUUGCUGUAUCGGUUCAACCAAAAGUCCAUGUCAACGGUAAAGGACGUGAUCUCUCUCCGGUUCAGGAGCCAUCAGGCAGAGGGUGUUUUACUGCAUGGAGAGGGACAGAGAGGAGAUUACAUCACCCUGGAGCUACACCAAGGAAGACUGGACCUCUACCUCAACUUAGACGACAGCAGGCUGAGGUUCAGCAGCGGCCGCGUUGCAGUCAGUGUGGGCAGUCUGCUGGACGACCAACACUGGCACUCUGUUCACAUCGAGCGCUUCAAUAAGCAAGUUAACCUCACAGUGGACUCCCACACACAGCAUUUCCAAACCAAAGGAGAAGGACACUCGCUGGAGGUGGACUACGAGCUGAGUUUUGGAGGCAUCCCGCUGCCUGGUAAACCUGGCACCUUUUUGAGGAAAAACUUCCACGGCUGCAUGGAGAACCUCUACUACAACGGAAUCAACAUCAUCGACCUGGCAAAGAGACGAAAGCCACAGAUACACAGCGUGGGCAAUGUGACCUUCUCGUGUUCGCAGCCCCAGCUGGUGGCCUGCACCUUCCUGAGUUCCAGCAGCAGCUUCCUGUCGCUUCCGUCAGCAGCAUCUGCCACAGGGGGUUUCUCUGUUCGUUUCCAGUUCAGAACGUGGAACCCAGACGGGCUGCUACUCUUUGUGCAGCUAAGCCCGGAGCCCCAGAGACUGGCGCUGCAGAUCAGCAACAGCCGGUUGUACCUGACCCUCCACAGCUCGGGACGACAGAAGUCAGAGGUCUCUGCUGGUCACAGAGUCAACAACGGUCUGUGGCACUCUGUGAGUCUCGACACUAAGAAUCUACAAAUCACUUUGACUGUGGAUGGUGAGCCGUGCUCCCCUAUUGAACUGUGGGAACAACUGGAAUCGAGAGGCAGCUUUUACUUUGGAGGCUGUCCCACCACAGACUGUCAGCACCUGACUCCGGCCUUCCAGGGGUGCAUGCGGCUCAUAUUCAUCAACAGGCAGCCGAAGGAUCUCAAUCAAGCACAGCAAGGAUUGCUGGGCAAUUAUAAUGAGCUUCAGUUUGACACCUGCAAUAUAAGAGACAGAUGCCUUCCCAACCUGUGUGAACAUGGAGGCCGCUGCUCUCAGACAUGGAGCUCCUUCUCCUGCGACUGUUCAGGAACAGGAUACUCCGGAGCCACCUGUCACAACUCCAUCUACGAGUCAUCUUGUGAGGCCUACAAGCUGAUUGGCAGCUCCUCUGGCUUCUAUUCCAUUGAUCCAGAUGGGAGUGGUCCCCUGGGGCCCACACAGGUAUACUGCAACAUGACAGAGGAGAAGGUAUGGACGGUGUUGGCGCACAAUAGCACGGCUCCAGUCACAGUCCAGGGCUCCUCUCUUCUCAAACCUCACAUCAUGAAGUUCAACUACAGUGCCUCAGCAGAAGAACUUCAAGCCAUCGUAUCGGGGUCAGAGCAGUGUCAACAGGAAGUGGUUUACGACUGCAAGAAGUCCCGCCUCUUUAAUACAAAAGAUGGCAGUCCCCUGUCCUGGUGGCUGGACCGGGAAGGAGAGAGACGGAGCUACUGGGGAGGCUUCCUGCCUGGAGUUCAGCAGUGCUCCUGCAGCCUGGAGGAGAACUGCAUGGACAUGAACUACUUCUGUAACUGUGAUGCUGACACAGACACAUGGGCUAAUGACACAGGAGUCCUCUCCUAUAAAGACCACCUACCAGUGAGCCAGAUAGUCAUUGGAGACACCAACAGAACGGGCUCGCAGGCCGUCUACCACAUCGGCCCUCUGCGUUGUUAUGGAGACAAGUCUAUAUGGAAUGCAGCGUCUUUCUACCAAGAGUCCUCCUAUCUCUACUUCCCUACCCUACAGGCUGAACUCGCCUCUGAUAUCUCUUUCUACUUCAAGACUAGUGCUCCUUCAGGAGUGUUUCUGGAGAACCUGGGCCUCAAGGACUUCAUCCGAGUGGAGCUCAGCUCUCCCUCGGCGGUGACUUUUUCCUUUGAUGUGGGAAACGGUCCGGUGGUGCUGUCCGUGAAGUCCCACCUCCCUCUGAAUGACAGGCAGUGGCACUACGUGAGGGCAGAGCGCAACGUGAAGGAGGCCUCCCUGCAGGUCGACCAGCUCCCCCUUCGCUUCCUGGAGGCUCCAGCUGAUGGACACCCCCGCUUACGGCUCAACAGCCAGCUGUUUGUAGGGGGAACAGCAUCUCAGCAGAGAGGCUUCCUGGGCUGCAUCAGGACACUGACCGUCAACGGCGUGAGCUUUGACCUGGAGGAGAGGUCCAAGAUGACGCCCGGGGUGAGCUCAGGUUGUCCCGGCUACUGCAGCGGCUCUAGCAGCCUCUGCCACAACAGAGGCAGGUGCAUUGAGAAGAGCAAUGGUUAUGUAUGCGACUGCUCCCAGUCGGCUUACGGGGGAACCACCUGUGACCAAGAGGUGUCAGUGUCCUUCGACAUGGAGUCCUCAGUGACCUACACCUUCCAGGAGCCCUUCUCAGUGAUGCAGAACAGAAGCUCGCAGGCCUCCAGUGUUUCUACAGAAAGCAGCAGCAGGGCAAGAGAGGAUGUGGCCUUUAGCUUUGUCACCUCCCAGAAGCCGGCCAUGCUGCUGACCGUCAGCACCUUCAGCCAGCAGUACAUCGCUGUCAUCCUGGCCAAGAACGGGAGUUUGCAGAUCUGGUAUCACCUUCAGACAGACAGGAGUCCAGACGUGUUCAGCCCCGCCCUCAAUAACCUGGCAGACGGACGACUCCAUCGAAUCAGAAUCCACCGGGUGGGCAAAAACCUCUAUGUACAGAUCGACCAGGACAUCCACACAAAGUACACAUUGUCAUCUGAUGCAGAGCUGAUCUUAAUCAGAUCCCUGACAUUGGGCAAAGUCACCAGGAGAGAGAACUUCAAUGAGAAAGUAAUGGAAGCAGCCUCUAAAGGUUUCAGUGGCUGCCUCUCUUCGGUCCAGUUCAAUCAUGUGGCACCACUGAAGGCGGCGCUGACUAAUCGAGGAAGUUCACUGGUCACCAUCCGUGGUCCACUGGUCCAGUCAAAUUGCGGUGCACUGGCAGAGUCCACCUCACACACACUGCAAGAUCAAACUGUUACAGCGAACAAAGACAAGGAGCAGCAUGGCAACGGCACCCAGAAAGAUUUGGCUGUAAUAGCAGGUGUGGUCACAGCGGUGGUCUUCAUUGCUGUGUGUGCUCUGGCUGUGAUAAGCCGCCUCCUCUACCAGCAGCGGCGGGCCCAGAGGAGCAGCAGCAUCAAAGAGGAGACCAGGCACAGCAUGUACACAGACUACAGGACAGAGCUGCACCUCCACAACUCAGUCAGGGACAACAUGAAGGAGUACUACAUCUGACUGCAGCGCGCGCUCUGUGGACCUAAGACACAAACUUACCUCUCUCUUUUAAAGGACUAACAGGUGGACGUGCAGCUGCAGGAUUUCUCACAACUAAACAUCUCUGUGCCCUGGAAGUUUCUCAGGAACACUGCAAAAGCCUGUAGCCUGCAGUCCACUUUCUUGAUGCUCCAGUACAAGCAAGUGGCUGAAUCUCUACAGCUGUUAGUGUAUUUGAUGUUGGUGAAACUGUCAGAAUCAAGCUGCUGUGGUUUCCUUCGUUGCAAAUUGUGUAAAGCAAAAGAUCAGUGUCCUGCAGUGGUGGACAGAGGGACGAGUGCAGUGAGCGGAAGCUGCCGUCCAUCCUGAAUGCGCACAACUUACAACGCUUUGUUUGAAACCCUCGAACGCUGAAUAUUUCAGUGGGACUCACUAAAUUGUACUUGCAAGUCAGGAAAUGUAGGCCAGGCCUGUAAGAUAUGCGUGCAUUCGCUGCUGUCUUUGUUUUGUCAGUGGUGGUGAAAGUUGUAGAAGAAAUGGGGACAAUACUGCCUAUACUGUAUGAGUGCCUAAUUUGCAUACAAGUUUUUAUUUUGACAUUUUAGAAGUUAUUCAUGUGAUUUGCACAAAAGCAGUCGCAUUUCCUGUACAUAGAGAUGAGCUUACUGUCUUUCAGUUCUGUAACCCACACUACAUAGAAUAAAAGGACAUUUGAAUUUCCCAGU
Messenger RNA from Morone saxatilis (striped sea-bass), 4741 nucleotides. RefSeq names its product contactin-associated protein-like 5. The record is from RefSeq and is a predicted model, not a curated record. Bases 132 to 4037 code for a protein of 1301 amino acids. NCBI's taxonomy places the organism in Eukaryota, Metazoa, Chordata, Actinopteri, Moronidae. The transcript is spliced from 24 exons.